Molecule: messenger RNA, 4871 nt
Organism: Caretta caretta (loggerhead turtle)
Lineage: Eukaryota; Metazoa; Chordata; Testudines; Cheloniidae
Gene: KLF8
Product: KLF transcription factor 8
Biological process (GO): regulation of transcription by RNA polymerase II
Molecular function (GO): DNA-binding transcription factor activity, RNA polymerase II-specific; RNA polymerase II cis-regulatory region sequence-specific DNA binding
Source: RefSeq, a predicted model, not a curated record
UCUGCGUGGGUGCCAAGGGAUGGAGGCUGGGGGAAGGAGCCGAACGCUGCCCGGCGAGGCGUCCCCACCUGGGGACAGGCGAACUGGCACGCUUUGGCGGCAGGGGAGGAGCCGGCAGCCGCAGGCUUGGCUUGGCACUCAGCCCCUCCCUUCCCUCCCCUCUCUGCAGCCCGUCCCUUUUAAGGAGCUCCACCCAGGGUCAGGCCAGGGUGGAGCUGUCAGACUAUUCACACCUCACAGCCCAGGGCUGGCAGGCUAGACACACCAGCAGCAGGCAGCUCUUUAUUCAGAGAGAGACUCCUCUGUGGAGGAGCAGAGCUCUCUGACUGCUUCGCGGUUGUGCAUCUCCAUGGAAGGCUGAAGGCUUGGGCCUGUGCAGACCCCGACGUGAACGUAUAUCAAUAAUAAGGUGCCGCCAUUGGCCACAUCUCUCCCUUUUUUGUUUUGUUCUUUUUUAAUUCCCCUUCCGCGUUCUUCUGUUCACCUGAGAGGCGUGUGGGGAAGAAACUUGGCUGAGGAUCUAGGGACCUCGACAGCGUGCUAAGUUGCCAGGUGUACAGGCCGGAGGAGGUGAGGGAGAACGGUGGACCCACCCUGACCGCCAGCCGGCAGAGCCCUGGGUUUUGCAGGGGGACCCCGACUGCACCCACACGGGCUGGUAUCCCACCUCCUUUGCCUGCUCCCGGCCGCCAGGAACAGGAGCGUCGUGCAGACCUCGCGCGUGGUGAGGGGCAGCUGUUCGGAGCCCGGCUCAGGAGCAUGAUCCUCCCCGCAGACAGCAUGAGCGCCGUGCAGUACCGGAGGAGCCCACCGCGUGCCGGCUGGGCGGCUGCAGGCUCAGUCCAGAGUAAGGUGCUGCCCAAGAUGAGCUCCUCAUCACUGCUGGAGGACAGCUCCAUAGAGCCCCCGGUGCUGCUGACUGACAUAAAGACGGAGCCUCCUGAAGAGCUGCUGGCCAGCGACUGCAACCAGCCCCAGGCCGAGCCUGUGGACCUGUCACUCAACAAGCCCAAGGUGUCUCUUCAGUCCUCCACCCUGCUGCCCUCCUCCAUCAGGUCCUCGCCCAUGCUGGUGGCACCACCCAUCCAGGCCCCUGUGGUCUCCAUGUCACCCACGGGGCUGGGCUCUUCGUCUGCCAUCCCCGCCGUGCUGUCCCCUGGCUCCAUCCUGGCCUCCACGCAGGGCAGCGGGGGCCAGCAGAUCCUGCACGUCAUCCACACAAUCCCCUCGGUCAACCUGCCCAGCAAGAUGGGCAAUCUACAGACCAUCCCAGUGGUGGUGCAGUCCCUGCCCGUGGUCUACACCACCAUGCCCACAGACGGAGUCACCGCCGCCAUCACCGUGCCCCUCAUCGGCGGUGAUGGCAAGAAUGCCGGAUCUGUGAAAAUUGACCCCAGCUCCAUGUACCCCCUGGAGAUGAACAGUGACAGCGAGGACAGCGUCACGGAGAGCAGCUCAGCCCCCUUCCAGGACCUGCAGAGAGAGUCACGGUCACCGGUGGCCCGGAUGCAGCGGGCCGAGUCCCCCGACUUGAAGAAGAGGCGGAUUCACCAGUGUGACUUCGAGGGCUGCAACAAGGUGUACACGAAAAGCUCCCACCUCAAAGCACACAGGAGGAUACAUACAGGAGAGAAGCCGUACAAAUGCACCUGGGAAGGCUGCACCUGGAAGUUUGCCCGCUCCGACGAGCUCACCCGGCAUUUCCGCAAGCACACAGGCAUCAAGCCCUUUCGCUGCUCGGACUGUGACCGCAGCUUCUCGCGCUCGGACCACCUGGCCCUGCACCGCCGGCGGCACAUCAUGAUGUAAGGGGAGGGCCUCCGGCUCCUCCACUGCCCCCCCGCCUGCCCACCCCCGCCUCACCAGCCACAGCGGAGAGACUGCGAGACGGGAGGCACCGUCCCCAGCUUGAUUCAGCCUGGCAGCAGGCUGGAUGCCAGCUUGGCACCUGUGGCUGCCCACACCUGAGAAAGCAGACCUCCUACCACACACAUGAGAGCUAGAAUGAGGCUCUGGAGAGAUGCCCUGCUCCUUCUCUUCUGUUCUCCUCCCCUUCCUUCAGUGGCUGGAAAGCCCCAGGAUUCCUCGAAAUGGCACCCAGCUCUUCAUCUGGCUUUGAUUUUUUUUUUUUGCACAUUGCCUUCCCCUUCUGGGUCAGGAAACACCGUGGGUGUCCAGCACAUGCGUGCACAGCCCCAGCACGACCCUGGCCUGGGGGAGUGAAUCAGACUGGCCGGACGGCAUCGCUGCAGGCAGAAGGCUGCUGCUGGGGGUUGGAUUGGGGGUUUGGCUCACGGCGAGGGGCUGGCCGUCUCCUACCCACGGGCUGAUGCAAUAGGGCUCCGUUCCUGUGAAGCUGGCGCUGCCAUCUCUCCUGUUCCACGACACAUCAAACGUGGCUUGUCCUAGCUGAUUCCUUGCACUCCCUGAGGUACUGCUGGCAUUGGAGAGCCCGCCUGGCCUUGGCUUGAUCUCUCUCUUUCAUGAGCACAUGGGCAACUGGCCGUUAGCGAAGAGGCCUCAUUACUUGAGGACAAGGGGCUCAUGGUGUUACCUGAGGAGGGAGGGCCCGAGGAACAAAGAAAAGGGAAAACUUUGCGGAACACGGAACUGUGAUGAUUUUAUCUGAUUUUAGGGGGGGGUGGGUUGGGGACCCUGAAUUCUGCCCACGCUGCAGGGCCAAGGAAUAGGACAUUAGAUAUGUUUCUAACUUAAACCUAGCAGCCUGGACACGGACUGUUGCAUUUUUCUAUUGCUCGUCUGGCCUGCAGAGGCUGAGCCGGCCCCGUGCUGUGCGUGGACUCAUGGGGCUCUGUACUGGAUCGUUUUGGACUUGAUCUUGGGGGGGGCUGCGGGGCUGGAAAUACACACGUCCGUGCACAGUUGAUAUAUAUAUAUUUUUUUUUAAGAAUUGCUUUUCCCCUUCCCUUCUGCAGGGGCGGAGCUAAGAACCUGCUGCUUUUCCAGUUGCGCCUUUUUGUGUCUGCAUCUUUCUCUCUGGUGGAUUUGAGUUUGGCAAAUGCAGGGAUGGAGUGCGCCUGCCAGACAGCCUCUGUGCCACCCACGGGAGAGGGGGCGAGUGCAGUGGCUGGAAUUGGUGGGGGGAGGGAGACGGGAAGGAGAAGAUCGUCAAGAUGAGGCAAACCGGAUCCUCGUCCUGCCACCAGCCUGGGCUAGGGAUCUGGUGUUCCAGCUAAAGCGAAGAGUCUGCCAGCAAUCCUGGUAUUGACAUGAUGUAUAUGCUGAAGGGGAGAGACUGGGGAGUCCCGUUAAAUGAAUGUUUGGUGCUGCGUGUGGCUCUGCUUAUCACAUUGUUUCCCCUUUGCUCCCCAGUCCAGCUCAGCGCUGAGUUCAUGUAGGCCCCGCAACUGCAUUUCACUGUGCAGGUUCUCUUUCUUCCUCGUGUCCCUUUCAUUUAAGAAGGCUCUUGAUCCAUAGGUGCCGACUCUGUGGGUGCUCCAGGGCUGAACCACCCACUUAAAAAAAUAGGGGUUGCCCAGCAGCUGCAGGGCCUGAUUAAUCUUUUGUGGGCCCUGGUGCCUGGACCAUGGCCCCACCUGUGCUCCACCCCCUGCUCCACCCUGAGGCCCCACCGUCACUUGGCCUCUCUCCCUCCACCCCCCUCCGAAGCCCUGCCUGCUGCUCGCACGGGAGGCAGGGGGUGGAGAGGAGCACCCACCCGCAAAACCAAAAGUCAGUGCCUGUGUUUUGAUCAACUCGCCACCCACUGCAGCUCCUUUGCGCCUCAGUGGAACCUGGAGCCAGUCCAUAGCAGGGGAGGAAGAGGUGUGUGGCCACUAUCCGCCUGCGGGUUAUGCAGCGAGAUCCCAAGCCCUGCCUCUGACGCAGGUCAGCCCUCCUCUGAAAUGAUCUCCCCAGGCAUUGUCCCUUCCUCCAAGGGCGUGAACAAGUCUUUCUGCAUGAGGGAAAAUCCCACAGGGCCUGCUGCCCUUUCCAAAGCUUGAAGCUGCAGGACAAUUGUUUAGGGUGAGGUUCCAGACAGGCUGGCAUUUGAAAUUCCAUCUGGGUCACUUUGCAGCUGGCAGCUAGCUCCAUGGGGAAGUAAACGUAUUUCAUCUGAACUUCAAUCCUCAGCCUACCAGGAACACAGAUCUGCCUAGACUUUUCCCAUCCCCCACAUUCCUGUUACCUGGCUGGCCUCAGUGUUGCCAACUCUGGCUGUAUUUGGUGUUUUUCUUAAAGCUGCAGGUCCUGGACUCAGGUGACAAUCUCAGCUUUCAUUGAAGAGCAAAGUUUUUCCUAUCUUCCUGGUUGUGGAGCAAACUUUGAACAUAUGACCUCUAAAGGCUCCAAGUGAACCCCCCCCCCAAAUUGUGUUUUAUAAAAACCUCAUGAUUUUUGAAUGCUCGGGGUUGGCAAUACUGAGAUGAGAUCUGGGAAGCCGACAGGCCAUGUGUUUUGAUUUUAAUUUCUUCAGUCUGCUGUUUCCUGAGCAUCCGUGCAAAACACACACGUACACACAUGCAACAGAGCACAACAAGAAAACGAGGAGGGCAAGAGACGGCAAAGGGAACGGUAGCUCCCCUCUGUCUGAGCAGGGCAGGCUUUGCUUUGGGAUUUUUACCAUGAAAUAUUUUAAAAUCUUGAGCUGUGAGAUAUUUGUACAAAACUGUUUGACGUUUUUCUACAUGGGAAUAAUAUGGAAAGUAGAUGCAUUUUAUUGGUGUGUGUCUUGCUUUUAAAAAGAGGCUUUUUUGUCUUUUGGUUGGUGGGAGGGAAAAGGCCGUAGUUUCAAUCCAGUAAAAACAGAUCCCCCUUUCUUGGUUCUCGGCGUGAUCUCUAUAAAGGGAAGAAGUUGUCAAGCACAGUUUUGGGUUCCAAAAUUUAGAUUUCAACCCCCCCUCCCCCCC